Molecule: messenger RNA, 1245 nt
Organism: Naegleria lovaniensis
Lineage: Eukaryota; Heterolobosea; Eutetramitea; Acrasida; Naegleriidae
Exons: 1
Coding region: 1-1245 (414 amino acids)
Source: RefSeq, a predicted model, not a curated record
AUGAAAGUUAUUGCUCUUCCCAAAGUAUUGAUUGCUGUGGUCUUGUUGUCCAUUUUGGCCUUGACAUGCAUGCCAUCUGCUGCACAUGCAAGAAUGCCUCUCCUCCACAAACGUGAUAUUCGUCGUGUCUUGAGAGAAGUCUUCCAAGAAUUGAGUAAUGAAUUUGCUUCAACCACCACCACCACAUUGAGUGAUGUCGACAUGUCUGCAACAACUUCCAACAAUGAAAUCCCAUGUCCACCAGCCAUGUUCAGAGCUGAUAAAGAUGUUGACUCCUUCUUGACUACUCUUCAAUCUCAAAAGUGUUUGGAUGAGAAAUUGGUUGCAUUGGAAACUUUUAUUGCUGCAUCUGCUCUUCCAUUCUCUUCUCAACAAGCAUUGAAGAUAAUUGCCGUGUUCAACAAGUUUGAUUUUGUGAGAAAGCAUGUAACUCAAACCUUGUUGUUGAGAGUGGUUGAAUUGCAAUCAUCAGAAGCCAUCUCAUUGAUUAAGAGUAUUACUGAAAAUGGUGCAGAGAGAUUGAAGAUUUUGGAUACCAUCAAAUCCAACAUCAAGGAUUUACAAGCCAACAAGGCAACCGUUGUGUCUUCAUUGUUCACUGAGGAAUCACUCAAAACUCAAGCCAAUACCAUGUUAAAUAACGUCAAGCCAUUCGAUUGUGUGUUUGGUUCAGUGAGUGGUGAUCGUCUCGUUUUCACUUUGGACAUCUCUCCAUCCAUGACCAUCAAAGUGUCCAAAGAUUCUCAAGUCACUCGUCUCGAUUUUGCCAAGCAACACUUGAUUCAAACUCUUCAAACAUUGAGACCAGAACAACAAUUUGAAAUUGUCUACUUUUGUGAGAAGAGCACACAAGUCUUUGGAGCCUUUGUCCCUGCAUCCACUGAAAAGAUCAAUUAUGCCAUUAAACAUUUGCAGUCAGUCAAGGAUUGUGGAUCUACCAAUAUCGAAGCAGGUAUGAAAUCAUCAUUCCAACUGAUCAAAUCGGCUGUGACUGGAACGAAUUCCGUUUACCUCUUGUCCGAUGGUAUUCCAACUGCUGGUGUUACUGAUGUGAAACAACUCGUUAGUAUGGUCAAACAAUGGUCUGAGCAAAGUAAUGUUAAAGUCAAUACCAUUUCGCUUUCAUUAGGUAACGGCGUUGGCAAUUUAUUUGAGAGUGAUGCAGAUAAGGAAAGUGCUGCACAUGUGAUGAGUCAAAUUGCAUUCGUUACUGGAGGUACCUACAAGAGACUUCAAAGCAAUUAA